CCUUCCUUUACCUGUCAGCAAAGAGCUUGUAUCAUACCGGUACCUGCGGAGUAAUGCAAUGUUUGUGCAUCUUGGGGGUGACGAGAACUCCAAGCCUACUUACUUUGAAGUAAUUGCAGCGGAUCGAUUGGUUCCUAGCUUAAAAGCGGCGGUCGUCUACGCGCUAUCGGUCUUUUCCCAGCGGCACCCAUGGGUCCAUCGACUGCUCAACUACGACGAUGAGGUCUUUGCUCUCUUAACACUCUUCCUAGAUGGCCACUCUUUGCUUGCCUCGGAUAGCACCUUCGCAGACAGCCUGUAUGGCCUCAAGCGCAAGCCGCUGCGGCCAGGCGCAAGCCCUGUCGAGCGGCUAACGCGCCGGCAGCGCUGGCUCAUCCUGGCCUGCCAGGUGCUGCUGCCGUACCUUCGGGCCAAGGCGGAUAAGGCCUACCGGCGAUCCUCCGCAAGCUCGGGCAUUCUAGGUCUCGCAAUUCAGUAUGGAGCCUCUCAGGACCCCUCCAGCCCGGAUCCAAGCAGCCCCAGGGCCCCGGCAGUCAGCAGCAGCUGGCGGGGCCAGCUGCGCGGGGCCCUGCUGGCCGCCUACCCCUGGCUGCAUGCGACCGUGGAGGGUGUCACGUUCGCCUACCACCUGUCGUACCUGCUAGGGGCAAGCCCCGUACACCACCCUGUCCAGCACGCGAUCGGAGUCAGCAUGGCUCGGACGUCGGCGCAGGAUAUGAUGGCCGCUGAGCGGGAGAAGCAAGAGAGGCGCCGAGCACUGCUGACAGCCUGGCUGGGACCGCAACUCGCCUACCGGCAACAGCCGCAGCCGCCGUCGCAGCCAUCCUUACCUUCGUCAACCCCCCUUCCGGGAGUCUCCGGCCUAACAGCUGCGGCGGGCGCUGCUGCCGGUGGUGCUGCCGCUGCUGCUGCCGGCCGCAGUGCUCCUGCUGCUGCCGCUGCUGCUGCCGCCGGUGCAGCUGCUGCUGCUUCCAGCCCCAGCCUGGCCUCCUGGCUGCGCUGGGCCGCAGUCCGCGGUGUGCUGGGCUGCAGGUGGCUGCUGGAGGACCACGCGAGGACCGCCCUGGUGCUGGCAGUGUUUGGGUUCAAGGCUCUGGAGUGGUGGUACACCACCGCAGAGGACGCGCUAGCUCGCGGCAAGGCGCUGGCGCCGCCCCCCCCGCCGCCCCCGCCUCGGCCGGUGCCCCCGCCCGCGGGUGUGGGCCUCCCGCCCGACCCCUCGGACUGCCCGGUGUGCAGGCACCGCACCACCAACCCCGCCACCAUCGCCACCUCCGGCUACGUCUUCUGCUACCCCUGCGCGCUGGGCGCUGUGAUGCAGCACGGCCGCUGCCCCGUGUCACACCUGCCCGCCUCGCUCGACCACAUACGCAAGCUGUAUGAGGCGUCGUAGGGGGCUGCGGUGAGAAGGAAGAAACCGAGAAGUCCGCAUGCCUGAAGCCCACAACCCAGGAAGUGCUGAGUGGGUGGGGUAGGCAUGUGGGUGAAAGAAGAAUACCCAGGUGUGUUUGCGGACAAUGGCAAACGAGGUGACAAGCCCUGGGGGAAUUGAUUUGAGGCAUGUGGGUGGGAGGCGGGUUGAAGGCGGUGGCAAUUAGCGUGGAGGCUCACUGGAGAUUACCGUACAUGAGUGCGAGGGGUGGGGUACAGGACAACAGGAGUAAAGAGUGUGCGAGUCGGAGGAGGGUGCUUUGCUGUGAAUGUCGCUUGUGGUGCUGCCGCCUCGGCUAAAGCCGUCGCGCGCCAGUAUUAAGGUGGAACUUGGCAAUGUAUCGCAGCGCUCUCAAGACGCAUUCCCUAUGCCGCGUGCAGUGUUUGUUGCGCGCUGCUAUCGUGACUUUGGAAGGCUGGAAGGGACUUGACGCUGACGCUGCAUAGUCAAAAUGGCUUUGCCUAGAGGGACGUAGGGAGGCAUGGUUCAGGAACUUUGGGUCUUGCUGAAGUCCUUCAGCACUUCUGCGUUAAUGGGCUUAGGGGGAAUUGAUGGUUUGUGAGUAGUGAAGUUCUUGCGGUCUGGCCAACAUUGCCAGCGGCGGGAAGAGAACCUGCGCUGCAUAGCGGUUCAUGAGAUUAUCGCCUGACAUUACCGGUAUGUGACUGAUUAUCCUGGCGUGUUGUUGCAGCGUGGCAAGCAGCAACCGGUAAAGGGCCGCAUGAACGCAGUCGCAGCCAUGCGCGCCAGAUUCACUGGGUGUUGCCGUACGGCCAAAAUUGGCUUUAGGCGAGAUUACAGGCCUACCUUCGUUCGGAC
Astrephomene gubernaculifera is the source of this 2251-nucleotide messenger RNA. The record is from the annotation of a GenBank genome assembly. NCBI's taxonomy places the organism in Eukaryota, Viridiplantae, Chlorophyta, Chlorophyceae, Chlamydomonadales, Astrephomenaceae.